AUGUACCCAGGAGCCGGCCAUGUGACUAGUCAUGUGAUUGUCACUUUUUCCAAUGAUAAUGUUUGGAGGUGGGAUGAAAACAGGUGGGUGAAGCGAGAGAUACUGUUACUAUCAGCAACUAAUAUGGCUCUCACACCCAGAGAUAAAUAUAUCAUCGGAGGUGGUCUUUUUCUUGCCGGAGCACUAUGGUUUGGGCAAUCAAGGGGUUGGCUGAAAGUCAGAACACAAUUGUUUUAUCCACCCGCUAGCACCAAAUCUGGUAAUCGUAUCUUCCUGCCAGUCAGAGAUCCUUCAGAAUUACAUCCCUAUCUAAUCCAAAAGCCUCCGCUAUUACUCAAUUUUGUGUAUCGUGGUGAAACUGCCUCAAAUAAACUGACUGGGGCCCUUCAAAGGAUUGUUUCGUUGGAGACCGAAAAAUCUGUCAACAUGGUUGAUAUUGAAGCUGAUGAAACGGCAAACCAUCAAUUGCUGAGCACGUAUAUGGUAACCAAAAUUCCAACAGUGGUAGCUUUAGAAAAAACAACUACCCGUUAG
Molecule: messenger RNA, 534 nt
Organism: Komagataella phaffii GS115
Lineage: Eukaryota; Fungi; Ascomycota; Pichiomycetes; Pichiales; Pichiaceae
Exons: 1
Coding region: 1-534 (177 amino acids)
Source: RefSeq, a predicted model, not a curated record